Daphnia magna is the source of this 684-nucleotide messenger RNA. Its product is annotated as pro-resilin-like. Lineage: Eukaryota; Metazoa; Arthropoda; Branchiopoda; Diplostraca; Daphniidae. The transcript is spliced from 3 exons. The coding region runs from base 207 to 524 and encodes 105 amino acids. The record is from RefSeq and is a predicted model, not a curated record. Gene Ontology annotation, cellular component: extracellular matrix.
GAAAUCGAAAUUAACGCUCUUCCACGAAACAUAAACCGCGACCUUCUUUUGCUCAUCAACGAUGUGACGGAAAGGCCAUAUAAGUUAGGAGUGUCGGAAUCCGAUAUCAUUUUCUCGACAGCUCUGUUGCGAGCCAGAAUGCCCUUUUGGAUCAGUGUAAACCGGUGUGUACUACAUGACAGUGAAGACCAACGUUAGUGUAUAGUAUGAAGCAGAUUAUCGUUUUAUGUGCUCUGUUGUUUAUCAGCACGACAGUCGACACUUUACGUUUUGCACCGCGUCACCUCAAACCAGGAUUUGACUAUCUUUUACCAGCGCCAUUUGCAUUUGGUUAUGCCAUCAAAGAAGAGUAUCAUGGUAACUAUGCUUACGAAAAGAGCGGCAAUGGCAUAGUUCAAAGUGGAACUUAUCAGACCCUCCUACCAGACGGCCGAAAACAAGUCGUGAACUACAAAGUAGAAGAUAAUGGAUACAUAGCCAAUGUUAAGUACCAAACAGUGGCUGAGAAAGACGAUUUCUAUUAGGCCUUUAAUUAACGAUUUGACUAUUGCCUACAGUGCAUGCUACAAAAUGUUAGUUAGAAACAAUUACUGCCAAAGUGAAGAAAGCUAAACAUUUCAGAGCUCCGUAACUGUAAAGCGUCUGUAUUUUAGUAGUGCAAUGCAAAUAUAUAGGUCUACUGUA